AUGGCUCCGGCCAUGGAAUCCUCGCACCUGUCCAGAUCUCAUUCGACACCAGAGCUCAUAUCGGUGCACUCCCCUUACCAGUACAGUGGCGAGCAGGAUAGCACGCACAACCACGACCUCGCCCAUAAUGAUCCCCGCCCAGAUACCGAUACCGACCUCGACUUCGACCUCCCCUCGUUCGGCGACCACUUCGAGCUCGACACCUCCCUGACCCUCACACCUCCCUCCCCCCAGCAGAAGGACGAGCCCUUUGAACCCGAGCCGGUGCCUGUCACCAUCGAUGCCCCCCCCGAACCUGCCUCUGACGCUGAUGCCUCCGACGCUGAUGUCUCCGACGCCAACGCCUCCCUCUCCGCCCUCGCUACCAGACCACCUAUACGCCGCUCACGAACGGGCUCCCUUAUGGAUAGGCCCAAGUCGUGGCUCGUCAGCUCCAUGUCCUCCUCCAAGCUCCCACCAGCCCCCUCACCUCUGGCGGAUGAGCACCGGUCUCGGAUGCCCAAUGGCCAGGAAGGAUACGGUGCAGCCGAAGGAAAACCAUCUUCGCGUAAACGACAGGGGUCUCGCCCCCCUUCGUCCGCAUCCUCACGCACCCUGUCCGUGUCGGAGAGCUUUUCCGGCUUCACCAAACGCUCCUGGCUUUCACCCUCCCGCUCCUCAUCCCCCAAACGCAAGGCCAGCCCGAGCAAGGGUGAGCAUCGCGAACGGGCUGAGGACGCGGCUCCUGGCACCGCCGGCACCGGUACCGCUAGCGCCGCACCCCAGCCCGGCCGCCCCCCCACCAAGUCCGAGUCGUCCAAGACCUUUGGCCGCGCCGGCUCCUACUUCAGCAGGAUGAAGCCCAAGAAGCAGCCCGUCUCGAUGAACAAGGUCGGCGGCGCCGCCAUUCCAGUCCCCUUCACCGAUUCCGACAAUGCCAGCUUCGCCUCGUCCGCCAGCCUGGCACCUCCCAUCUCCAACACGACCGAUACUCAGAACUCCCAAUACACGUCACACGACGGCAGCACCGCCGCCAGCGACGACUCCUCAAGUGACAUGUCGAGACUGUCCCAGAACAGCGACCCGCUGUGGUCCUCGUUCAAGACGCUCGAGGUCGAGCACAAGAACUUCGCCAGCAAGUCGGUGCCCCAGCGCAUCGUUCAGAUCCAGAACAUCGUACUGCCCUUCCUGCGGAAUACCAUGGACCACUCCUCCACCCAGAGGCUGCUGCCCACCGACCUGGACCGCAGGGCCACCGUCCUCGGCAGCUGGUGGACCAGCCUGCUGGAGAUGGUCGACGGCGUCGGCCUGAGCUCCGUCCCCGGCGUCGACCGGCCCCUGAUGCUCGAGACCCUGACGACGCUGAUGCUGCGGUCCGAGUGGCGCCAGACCACGACCAACUUCCUGCCCCUCAACCAGCGACCGCACAGGGAGCGCGUCAGGCUGAGGAAGCGGCCCACCGGUAGCUCCGACGACUCCUUCCUGGACGAUUCGGCCGAGCACAACGUGAGGACCAUGUUCAUCACCAACAUCGCCAAGCAGCUGGCCUUUGCCGUCGACAAGAUGACCAUGCGCUACUGCGCCCCGGCCCUCGUCACCUUUGCCGGCAAGACGUGCGCCUACGCCUACUUCUUCCUCCCGGGAGCCGCCGAUAUGCUCGUCCGCCUCUGGGGUCUCAGUCCCGGCCUCAUCCGCCGCGCCGCCGAUGAGCUCGGUCUGCCGCGCAAGGAUGGAGGCGAGAGCGACGAGCUCGCAUCUCUCUUCCCCCCCAGCCUGGCACAUCUGGGCUGGACGUCGCCCAUGACCACGUGGGAGAUGCUCAAGAGGAUCCCGCAGCUGCCCAUCAUCAUCUCGAGGGUCGCCUGGACGGGUCCGUGGAUGUCGCGGUGGAAGGGCCGAGACACGGAUCUGCUCUUCGUCUUCUACAAGCAGUUCCACAUCCUGGCCGACGACUUCAUCCCCGCGGGGCUGCCGCUCAAGGAGAAGGCCCGGUCCCCCGGCUUCGCCCUGGUCCACGCCCAGCUCCUGUCGGUGCUGGACGACACGAUCCACCGCCAGGCCGCCAUGUGCGGGCCGGCCGUGAUGGACGCCGCCCUGCCCGGCGCCGACGCGUCCGCCAUGGCGAUGCCGAUGCCGCCGACCAACCUGAUGAAGGGCAUGGCGGAGAACAGCCUGGUGCUGCUGCUCAGGGACAUGCUGACGGACGAGAACCUCGACAGGGACGGCGCGCAGCACACGUUUGCCGAGGCCUGCUUCGCCAUGGUCAAGGCGGCGGUGCGCAAGACGUCGCAGUACGACAACCCGGCUUGCUUCACGCUGUGCGACUUCCUCGAGGAGGCCCUGGCCAUCUACAGCAACUUUGAGGAUCACGUCGGGUCGAGAAAGUACAUUGACUGGCCCUUCUGGGUCGACGUCUUCAGGAGGAUCUUCUCGUCGCUCAACACCAUGUCCGAGGUCCGCAUGCUGUCCUUCAUCUACACCAUCUGGGACAUGGCAGCCAGGGACCGCGAGAGGAAGGCCAACAUCUGUCUCGACUGGCUCCUGACCGAGGAGGUCUUCUCCACCUUCUUCACGCACUGGUGCCCCAUGGUGCGCGCCUACUACCACCGCCUGCUGUGCUGGAGGAUCUGCCGUUUCGAGGGCGGCGCCGACGAGGUGGAUGCCAAGAUCUUCAGGGUCGUCGCCGACCGGCUGAGGACGACGUGGGCCAACUACCUGUACCUCAAGCAGACGGCCGAGGCGGCGGGCCGCAGCCCCCCGUCUACGGCCCCCAUGGUGCCGACGCCGGGAAAGAAGUUUAUGAUCAUCCGACACGAGGUAAACCAGCCGCAGCCGGGCCUGUUUGUCAACUUUGAUUCGCUAUCGCGCAGCUCGGGAGGCAACGUCCUCUCGGCCGACGACAUCGCCGGGCUCUCGACGCCGAAAUCCGAGUCGAAGAAGAAGACGUCCUUGCUGGGCAAGGUGCUCUCCUUCACCAGCGGCGGACAGUCAUCGGCCAAGGCCCAGAACCAGAGCCGGAGCCAGAAGGGCACGUGGGAUGACGACUUCGCCACGGCCCGUCGCGUGACGGCGGAGCAGAGGUCGCGCGGCGGCAGCAGCCUGGCGUCGAAGCUGUCUGGGACGUCGCCGACGCCCAGCGAGUCGGACUCGACCUGUUCGGAGCCGGUGUACGACGAGCAAAAGUACAUCUUCAAGUUCUUCCUGGCGUGGCACCAACCGCCCGUGUCGCCGCGGGAACGCAUGCUGACCCGUCCUCGUCUCCCCGCUCCCACGCAGGCCGUGGUGAGCCUGGAAGCUGGUGAGGUCGAGGCCGAGUCUGAAGCAGACGAUGAGAACUCGAGCAAGAGCGAUGCGAGCGACGAGGACCAGGAUCAGCAGCAGCAGCAGCAGCAGCAGCAGCAGCAGCAGCAGAUGACGGAACCCAUCAAGCCGCUGGGUAUCUCGGCGAGAAACGCAGCCUACUGCGGCCGAUCCCUGUCAGAGUGGGCGCAGGUGGUGUGGGAAUGCAACAGCUUCGUCGACAGGCGGUGCGACGAGGGUGUCCCGUCUCUGGGGGAGGUUGAGGUCCCCGUGCUCGGGGUGGAGAGCCUCCGGAAGCUGGGUAGCUAG
Geosmithia morbida is the source of this 3588-nucleotide messenger RNA. Its product is annotated as Protein of unknown function (DUF1765). Lineage: Eukaryota; Fungi; Ascomycota; Sordariomycetes; Hypocreales; Bionectriaceae. The record is from RefSeq and is a predicted model, not a curated record. The transcript has a single exon. Bases 1 to 3588 code for a protein of 1195 amino acids.